Messenger RNA from Entrophospora sp. SA101, 1290 nucleotides. The record is from the annotation of a GenBank genome assembly. NCBI's taxonomy places the organism in Eukaryota, Fungi, Glomeromycota, Glomeromycetes, Entrophosporales, Entrophosporaceae.
AUGUCUCAAAGUAAAUAUAUUAAUCUUCCAGAUAUUGACACACAACCAGACGUUUAUGAAUCUCCUGAUACACCCGAAGAAAAUGACACUGUAGACGGUGGGAAUUACCUUGACCUUGAAGAACCAAAUGAAAAUAUUGUCAAAGAAAAAAUUUCUGUAGGUGAAGCUGUUGAUAAGUUUAAAGACAGUGUCAUUGAUGCUUCUGAAACUGCUCGUCGUAAAAAAAACAUGUACAAAGUUUAUGUUAAACGUCCUGUUUUAGAUACAAAUGAAUAUGAAUACAUAUCUAAGGAACCAACAUUGCAAGAAACUUCUGUACAAAAAUUGAGAAGAUUGAUUUUUGAAGCUCAAGAGCUUGAAGAAGAAUUGGAAAAAGAUAAGGAUGACGAAUCAAAACCUAAAAAACCUCUUCACAGUGCUAUGGUUGAACAAUUAUCCAGUUUACAGAAGGAUCUUAGUCGAUUAUCUCAAAAUAUAGGUGAACAAGACUCUAUAGAUGAAAAGGAAGGGACAAUAAUAAAACAAGCUGAACUGAGUAAAAAAUUAAUUAAUCAAUUACAAUCUUUCAAACACUCGGGUGUUCCCAAGGAAAAUGGAAUUUCAAAAGAUAAAGAUGCAUCAACUGCAACUGAAACUAAUGGCCACAAUCUAGAUGACGCAAUUACAAAAAAUACUGCAAGAGUUCAUACUUUAGCCAAGACAGUUGAACUUGAUGAUCGUAUUGCUGCUUUAGAAAAACUUGUUGGUACAGCUCAUGGACAAAAUUUUGAGGAUCUUUCAAUCUCUAUAACAAAUACCAAUUUAAUUGCUGCCAUUGAUAAACUUGAUCAACAUAUGCAAAUAUUGGCACAACCACGUCAUUUGGAAUCUAUUUCCAGAAAAGCUAAGACUUUGGUUGGUGAACUGGAGAAAGUUAAUGAAUUGAAGAAUAAAGAACUUUCAAAUGGUGGUGUCAUUCCAUUUGAAACUGAAGAGAAGAUAAACUAUCUUUUUACACUUUUGGACAAAGUAGACCCUCUUAUGUCAAUUGCACCAGCUUUGGUUAAUCGUUUGAAAUCUUUACAACAAUUACAUCAAGAAGCUUCAGUAUUCAGUGAAACAAUUAAAAUGUUAACCAGUGAACAAAAUAAGAUCAGUGAAGAAUUGAAGAGUUUAGAUGGUGUUGCAGAAAAGCUUGAGAAAUCAUUUGAAAUAAAUGAUAAAGCAAUUCAACAAAACAUUGAUGUUGUUGAUUCACGUGUCACAGACUUGGCUGGGCGAUUAGAUAAAUUGUUGGUCAAUUUCAAAUAA